This is a messenger RNA of Apis cerana (Asiatic honeybee), 1005 nucleotides long. RefSeq lists its product as uncharacterized. NCBI's taxonomy places the organism in Eukaryota, Metazoa, Arthropoda, Insecta, Hymenoptera, Apidae. The record is from RefSeq and is a predicted model, not a curated record.
AUGAAAAUGCCAACCGAAUCGUCGAUAUACUGGGACUCGGUCGGUUCCCAGCAUUCCAUUUCUAUCGGUAGCUCCGGGGACGGUUGCAGCUCGGCAAGCACGAGCAGGCACUACGUGGAUCCGUGGGAUCUCGAGAAUUAUGCGUAUCUUCGUCGACACAGCGUGGCCGGCGUGGCGCAACAGGUUCCUCCUCGGCAUCAUCGGCGAUCGGCUUAUCGGCUGUCCCAAGACGCACGUGCUCACUCCGAAUAUUGGUAUACGCCGUCGGUGAGAGAGCCUGGCUACGACGCACCUGCUUUCGUGGAAGAGUUGUAUUGUGGACCAGCCAGGUCGACGAACAAUAGUUGCUACUAUCAUCAGCCAAUCUACGAGGACGAGGUACCGGAUUACGUCGCCCCAUAUCCGGUCUACGCGCCUCUCUCCGAUGUGAGACACGGCGAAUUCAUGGAAGACCACAGGCGAUACGGGCACAGAUGCAAAUCGACCCCUAUACGAGAUAUCCAUAGGUCGAUGAGCGUUGAUUCUAGCUUUCCACUAAUGGAUUCUAUAGAAUCAGAUAUCCCGGAUUAUCGUUUACAACAACAUUAUCCAUCGAGGGAGGAAGAAAAAUACAUGGUACAAAUUAUUCCACCUCCUCAUCUUGAUCUGAACACAUACGGACACUUAAAAAUCGAUUAUACGAACAGCUGGAAUUCGCUGAAUCGAAAAAUUAGUAAAUAAUCAUUAAUAAUAUUCUUGUUAUCAAAGAUAACAUUAAGCAUUUUUUUUUAUCAGAUAUAUCUUGAUUUAUUUAUGUAACAUUAGUAUGUUUAUCAUUUAAGAAUCUUAGAAUCGAACCAAAAAUUAUACUUAGUUUAAUUUACUGAAAUAUUUACGAAAAUGAAUUUAACUUUAAACUAAAUUAAUAUAUUUUAUAGUAUUUGUAAUGUACGCAAUAAUUAUUUUAUAUUAAUCUCGUUUUCUUGUAUAUUUUGAACUGAUAAAUUGUGUAUACUUUGAACAAUA